UUUAAAACUACGGCAUUCUGUGAGAGUCAAAGCAGUCAGCUCCUAUAAGCAGCACUAGAGCAGUGCACUCCCUUUACUACGAAUAACUUGAAGUGCUGCUAACUUGCCAGUGCUGCUGUUAAACACUGGGGCCAUCAGAGCUGCCAUCACUCCUGCAUCGGAAUCUUUGAGUGGAACAAGCGAACUCGAGCACAAGAACCAAGAUGUGGCUAUUCAUUACAGUGGCAUAUUUGUUCCAAGGAACUGUAUCUUCAGAGAAACUCAUAAGAAUGAAGAGAAAUCAUGUGGAUCCUGAAGCACAUAUGAACAUUAGCGAGCUCAUUACCUAUAGAGGAUACCCCAGUGAGGAGUAUGAAGUGGUGACAGAAGAUGGCUAUAUCCUUAGCAUUAACAGAAUCCCUUAUGGAAUAGAAAAUCAGGGGAAUACAGUCGUAAAGCCUGCUGUGUUUCUCCAACAUGGAUUACUAGGAGAUGCUAGCAACUGGGUCACAAACCUGGCCAACAAUAGCCUGGGCUUCAUACUAGCAGAUGCUGGCUAUGACGUUUGGAUGGGAAACAGCAGAGGGAACACCUGGUCUAGAAGACACCUCAAUCUUUCUGUUGAGCAAGAUGAGUUCUGGUCUUUCAGUUUUGAUGAGAUGGCUAAGUUUGACCUUCCAGCAGUGCUAAACUUUAUUAUGCGGAAAACUGGACAAGAGCGGUUGUACUAUGUUGGCUAUUCACAGGGUGCCACUAUAGCUUUCAUUACAUUUUCAACAAUGCCCCAGCUGGCUAAAAGAAUCAAACUGUAUUUUGCCUUAGCCCCUGUAACUACAGUUAAAUAUGCCAGAAGCCCUGCAGUAAAACUCCUGUAUCUUCCUGAAAAGUUUCUCAGGGUCUUGCUUGGCAGAAGGGAAUUAUUUCACCAAAGUGAAUGGCUGAGAAAGCUCAUUGUUUCCUUUUGUGGCCGCAGCAUUUUUGCUAAGCUUUGUGGAAAUGUCUUCUUCAUUCUGGGAGGCUACAAUGUGAAUAACAUAAAUAUGAGUCGUGUUAACGUAUACGUAGCCCGAGCCCCAGCAGGAACAUCUGUACAAAAUGUAAUCCACUGGAGCCAGAUACUUAAUUCAGGGGAAUUCCAAGCUUAUAACUGGCGCAGUCAAACCAAGAAUAUGGCGAAAUUUGGUCAGGCCACCCCUCCUUUAUACAAGAUAAAAGAUAUGACAGUGCCAACUGCAAUAUGGACUGGUGGACAAGACUUGCUUGCAGACUUAAAGGAUGCUAAUGUUUUACGCCCGCAAAUUAUUAAUCUUGUUCAUUACAAAAACAUUCCUGAAUGGGCACAUCUGGAUUUCAUCUGGGGGCUGGAUGCACCGCUGCGCAUGUACAAUGAAAUCGUUGACCUAAUGGAGAAGCAUCCAUAAACCACACAAAGUAGCCAUGCUUUAGGUUAAUAAUGGAUUCUCUGAUGAAGCUUGUUUUCUCUGUGUAUGGAAAGAGGCCUAUUUUCCUUUUUAUAAAAAAGUUAACCCUCUACAGACUCCAUUAUUUACUAUGAUUGGCUGUAUUUUCACUACAUUUGUUGUUGUCAUAUUUUCUAUCCUGCUGGUGAUUUUCAGUAACUACAGUAUCACCUCAGGAAACAAAGCUACAUUUCUCGAAGAAUCACUUUAACGUCUCUCCUGCUAUGGAAGGCAGAAGAGAGUCCAGUGCCGUGUGUGUGUGUGUGUGUGUGUGUGUGUGUGUGUAGAAGUGCUGAGCAGUACCCUAUCUAUCCGCUGUUCAGAAAUAGCAGAAGCGCUCCUGCUUUCACACCCAGCUAUCAUUGGGAUGAAACAAUGCUAGCUCUUCACUGCUUACACUGGUCUUGAGUGUAUUUUUAAAAGUACUGAUUUUCUACCACCUAGCUCCUCUGCAGGAUAUGUCUGUUCCCCAGAGCCUACUCCCAGGCCACUCUUUGUUUUGCGCGUGUUUGUGUCUUUUUGCUGCAUUGAUUGAAUAUAUAAUUAUAUUCAAUCUAAUCUCUUUGGCCUAGAUCCACACAGGCAUUUAGGCCCCUAACUCCCAAUAGAAUCAGCAUUUCUAAAUUGCUCAUUACUGAGGUACAUAGGUGUGCUCUGUGUACAUUAGGAAAAAUCAAUUAUAUUUUGGACUGAGGUAAAACCUCAUUGAGAUUAAUAGCUAUGAACUCACCCUUCAGUUAACAUAACUAUAAGCAUAAGCCCCACCGAAGACAAAAGGGAUUUGUGAACCUGCCUGGGAGAUUUUGGAUGAGUAUUUUUUGUGUGUUUCUGUUUCUGUAUGUGUGUUUGAGUGUAAGAGAGACCAGUCAAGAACAGAUGGAAAGGGGAACACAGCUUGACGAGGCAGCUGAAAACAUGGUGGCUGGUCCUGGAAGAACCCUGGGAAGAGGUGUCUGGGCUAACGGCUAAGAGUGCUUUUGGUGUGGUGAGCAAAAGAAGCUGUUUCCUGCUAUUUGAUCCCCCCUGCGCUCAGAGACACAGGAC
Messenger RNA from Trachemys scripta elegans, 2483 nucleotides. Its product is annotated as lipase member M-like. NCBI's taxonomy places the organism in Eukaryota, Metazoa, Chordata, Testudines, Emydidae. Gene Ontology annotation, molecular function: hydrolase activity, acting on ester bonds. The transcript has 11 exons. The coding region runs from base 204 to 1400 and encodes 398 amino acids. The record is from RefSeq and is a predicted model, not a curated record.